CUUACAUCGUUAUAUAACCUCAGGAACUUGACGACUUUAUUUGCUGUUCAAAUAGUGAAUAUGUGUGAAAGACUUUUUUCAAAUUCUCAUGUAAAUUUAGCACCAUAAAAGGGAAAACUUUACAUGACUUUACCAGAUCCGACUCGAAGCAUUUAACAAACAUUAUACAUAUUAUUUUGUAAUUUUCGCUUUGUAUUUAUUCCUUAACAAGAAAAUGAGUUUGAAUUAUACUGUCUUGUAAACAGGAUAGCAAAUAAAGGUAGACAUAUUUAGACGAAACUUCUACAAAAUAUGAAUACCUUUGAAAUGUGCUUUAUACUAACUUGUUUUGUACCUUCUAACUUUGCGCAAGGAUUGCAGAAGAUAUUUCCAAGUAUCACAGAUACUAUCGACGUUAACACGAACACACCAUUUAACGUUAGAAGCGGCUUCGAAGGGAACGAAUUAUAUUCCAGUAGUGACGAUAAUGAAAGAUUGCUCAUUUCCAAAAAUAAUCGACUAACACUAUUGAAGAAGAGUUUAACAAACAUAGAUGAGAUUCUAAAAUACAUAACAGCGGAAGAUGUUUUCAGAAGCUACAUUGAAAGGAAGUUCUCGCAUUUGGAUCACCUCAGGGGAGUGGUGCUGCCUACAUUCAAUGAAAUGUCGUACACGCCUGACGGAAAUGAUGUCCCAAUAGCGUCUGGAUUGUUCCCUACCCUAUAUAAUCGCCGACUAACUUUGAUGAGAAAACACAAACGUUCUGGUUUAGAAAAUGCUCAACGGAAACGCAAUUUGUCAACUCUGCCCACAAAACGGAAGUCAGCCAUUACGCCACCGUCACGUGACUGGUGUCGAUUGAUUGGAUAUCGUGUCUGCCCACGGGCAGCAAGACUCUGAACCACUAACCAAAGAAAAUCUUUAUCACAGGAAAUGAUUAUAUCAAAUAUCUCAGCGAAACACUUUAACAUGCGGUUAUCAAAUACCAUACCAUUUGUUAUUCAGAGCUGAUAUGAAACUUCUCUGGACAAAAUUGCACCAACGUCAUAUUCUUGUAAUAUAUUAGAUAAAUGAUGAAGCUGCUUAAAUUCCUGACUUAUCCAAAAAUAGAACAAAAUCGGCGUAUUCAUUAUUUCAAUAAGCCUAUUAAUGUAUAUCUUUAAGGAGAAUAAAAUUUCUCGAAGGUGUUCUUCUGCAAUAUUUUUAAGUGAUCAAAAUUAUUUCAAACUAGUUUCAAUUUUGACGAACAUUUUGUUCAUAGUAUUUCAUUUAUAAGUCAUUUAUAACUAGUUAAAAGACAUUAAACAACACAGAAAUAUUCUCUUCAUGAAUAUGCGAUGUUAUCAUAGCGACAUCGCGUGGAAAAAAUAUUGUUUCUUCUUUUAUACAGUGUGUGAGCUGUAACAUAUGGAAGCCCCGGAGGAACAAUUGAUUUCCGUACUUCCCACUUCUGACUUCUAACUUUUGCACUUCUCACUUCCAACUUCUUGACUUCCUACUUCUAACUUCCGCACUUCUGACUUCUAACUUCCACACUUCUGACUUCCAACUUCCUGACUUUCGACUUCUGAUUUCCAACUUCCACACUUCUUACUUCCGACUUUUUGACUUCUUACUUCCCUCUUUUAACUUCCGCAUUUUUGACUUCUAACUUCCGCACUUCUGACUUCUUACUUCCUUCUUCUAACUUCCGCACUUCUGACUUCUAACUUCCGCACUUCUAACUUCCAACUCCCUGACUUUCGACUUGUGAUUUCCAACUUCCACACUUCUUACUUCCGACUUUUUGACUUCUUACUUCCUUCUUCUAACUUCCGCACUUCUGACUUCUAACUUCCGCACUUCUAACUUCCAACUUCCUGACUUUCGACUUCUGAUUUCCAACUUCCACACUUCUUACUUCCGACUUUUUGACUUCUUACUUCCUUCUUCUAACUUCCGCACUUUUGACUUUUAACUUCCGCACUUCUGACUCCCAACUUCCUGACUUCUUACUUCCGAAGUCAGAAGUGCGGAAGUUAGAAGUCAGAAGUGUGGAAGUUAGAAGUAGGAAGUAGGAAGUCAAGAAGUUGGAAGUGAGAAGUGCAAAAGUUAGAAGUCAGAAGUGGGAAGUACGGAAAUCAAUUGUCCCUCCAGGGCUUCCUUAGUAACAGGUAUUUUACAUAUAAUUCUUAUAUUCAGAUGAGUAGUAGUAAUAGUAUGAGAUCAAGACGCUUGUAUUAAUAGUUUGUUCAGUAUUUCUGGUUGUCAAAAUUGAGAACAUUUUGCUUUAAACGCGGGAAAAAAUCAACUAUAAGUUUGUUGCGUUUUAAGGUAGUUCUGCACGUUUGAUAAACAGGAAGUGAUGGCGUAACGUCAUUUGCCGGAAAACGUAGAAUAAAGCCUGGAUUCGGCGUAAGGAAAUAAAAGUAAUUGCAACCCGUGAGUAAAUUUAUUAUACCCCCACAAACAAAGUUUCGGGGUUUGUGUGUGUGGCAGGGGGGUGUAUAGUGGUCGGUCCGUUGGUUUUCAUGGCUUCCGGACAAUAACUCGUGAAAGGUUUGACAGAUUUAAAUAAUUUUUAGAACACAGGUGUAACAUCAUAAAAUACAGGUCAAGUUCGACUUUGAGGUCAGUAGGUUAAAGGUCAAUGUCACAAUGACUGGAACAGUUAAACGGUUUUCGGAUGAUAACUUGAGAAUUCUUGGGCCUAGGAUGAUUAAAGUUGAUAGGGAGGUUGGUCAUGACCAGCAGUUGACCCUGUUGAUUUUGAGGUCAGUAGGACAACGGUCAAGGUCACAGUGACCCAGAUCAGUUAAACCGUUUCCGGAUGAUAACUUUAGAACGCUUGGGCCUAGGAUCACGAAACUUAAUAGGGAGGUUGAUCAUAACCAGCAGAUGACCCCUAUUGAUUAUGAGCUCAGUAUGUCAAAGGUCAAGGUCACAUUGACCUAGAACAGUAGAACGUUUUUUGCCAAAUAACUAGAGAAAAUUUUUGUCUAAGAUCACAUUUGAUACGGAGGUCACUUAUGACUACACAGGUGUAACAUCAUAAAGUACAGGUCAAGUUCGACUUCGGCUACAAACCACCUAUUUUUUUACGUAGUUAUGGCCCCUUUCCAACUUAAAAUUUGCCAAACUCAUGGUUUCCAGACUCAUGAAAGGGUUAACAGAUUUAAAUCAUUUUACACAGGUGUAACAUCAUCAUAUAUAGGACAAGUUCGACUUUGACAUUGGCUUACUUCUGGGGGUAUAAUUCGUCACUCCUGUGACAGCUCUAGUUACAGUUACAAUAGCACUGUAAGUAUCUUCCUAAAGUUGAAAUAUGAUAUUAAAACACUGACACGUUAAAUUAUUCAAAAUAAUGUCUUGAUAUUAGCUUUAGAUGUGCGGUUCACUUUAAUCAAAGUCAAAUAUCUCAGACCUAUACAUUUUACAUUUUAUUUCACCACAUUAUAGACCAUAUGUUUUACGACUGUGAGACGUUUCAUUAAAAUCUACAUUGUAGAAAAUUUUCUAUUCCCGAAAAUGUUAUGAAAGUUGUGAUUUUCCAAUAGACUCCCAUUAUGAAAAAUUGCGCGAGGUCCAAAUACAAUAGGCUGAAAUGCACCAUGAAACUGAACAAUAUUGAAUUAUUUAUAACUUUAAUAAGAAACGUUAGAUUCUCAUUUUAUGUACAGUGAGAAGGGUUUAAUAUCCUUAGUUAAUAAAAGAGAAAACACAUUAAACGGAGAUUAUUCGGAACGUAAUGAAAGCAGUAAGAUAAAAUGUGUAUUAAAAUGUAGGAGAAAAGGAAAGAUGUAAGUAUUUAUAAACAUAACAUUUUAAGUAUGUGUACUCUAAUCACAUCGUAUACCGCAAUAUAAAACAAGUUGAUUUGCUAGUUUUAUGCUGGUCCUUUUAUAACGAAUGUUAAUCUUUAAGGUGUAUGGUUUAAUGCAUUCCUGAAAUAUGAUUAUAUCCGGUACUUGUUUUACAAAAACUGAAUAAUAACAACGAAAAAGAAAUUA
Molecule: messenger RNA, 3968 nt
Organism: Mercenaria mercenaria
Lineage: Eukaryota; Metazoa; Mollusca; Bivalvia; Venerida; Veneridae
Exons: 3
Coding region: 292-879 (195 amino acids)
Source: RefSeq, a predicted model, not a curated record